AUGCGAUUCGUUUGGUCGAUGAUCACGCAACUGGUCUACGUAGUACUAUUGGCGUUUGCACUGUACGACAUAAACGUGAACCUCAACAAUAGCACGGUCGAGGUGAUCGACCUGAACGCGUUCAUGAUCUCGGAGGGAUUGAUGAUACUGGUGAUGCAUGGUUUGGCGUACCAGAGGUUUCAUUUGCUGGAAAAAUUGGGCAAGCUCACGCGGAUGCUAUCCGAGCAGGACUUCGAGAACAUGGCGAAGUUCGUGCACACGAAGGACAUCUUCGGCAUCAUCUUCCUCAUCCUGCACCUGCCGAACUGUAUCGUUGGUUUGAACCAGGCGACCUUGAGUUGUCUAACGAUUUUAUACGUGCUGUUGGUGUACCUGGCCCUGGACAUGACCUACGUGAACUGUGUCUACGUAUUGAGAGCGUGCUUCGUCAAAAUCAACGAGAACUUGAAGCAGUUGAACGAACACAAAAAACCAUUGCUGGCCAGUGUGUCCUCGCAAAGAGGACGAAGUUUCCUGUUGCUGGUGAAGCUGAAACACUACGAGGAGCUGCACCAGGAGACCAGCGAUGCUGUCCAGUACUUGAAUAAGCACCGGGGUUAA
Messenger RNA from Megalopta genalis, 600 nucleotides. The record is from RefSeq and is a predicted model, not a curated record. Lineage: Eukaryota; Metazoa; Arthropoda; Insecta; Hymenoptera; Halictidae.